Messenger RNA from Eruca vesicaria subsp. sativa (arugula), 216 nucleotides. The record is from the annotation of a GenBank genome assembly. NCBI's taxonomy places the organism in Eukaryota, Viridiplantae, Streptophyta, Magnoliopsida, Brassicales, Brassicaceae.
AUGGUGGUCACAGAUGCUAAAGACGAGUUGCAACAAGCGUGUGUUGAACAUAGUAUGACUGAUGUUUUCCUUGAAGAUAUCAUCAAAGAAGUUGAUCAAAACAAUGAUGGAAAGAUUGAUUAUGGUGAGUUUGUGGAGAUGAUGCAAAAAGGAAAUGCAGGUGUUGGGAGAAGAACUAUGAGAAAUAGUCUGAACAUUAGCAUGACAAACGCCUAG